AUGAGUUCCACAGAAGACCUUGACUAUCCUCAAGUCAUCUUGCAAUACAACAGCGGAUUUUUAGUCUCAAAGGUUAUGUUCACUGCCUGUGAGUUGGGUGUGUUUGAUCUCCUGCUGGAGUCAGGAGAGCCUCUGUCUUCAGACGCCAUUGCUGCGCACUUGGGUACCAGCACCAUGGGGAUGGAAAGACUGCUGGAUGCCUGUGUGGGAUUGAAGCUCUUGGCAGUAGAGCUGACACAAGAAGGAGCCCUCUACAGAAACACAGAGAUUUCCAACAUCUACCUUACAAAAUCAAGUCCCAAGUCUCAGUAUCACAUUAUGAUGUAUUACUCCAAUACAGUCUACUUGUGCUGGCACUACCUCGCUGACGCUGUGAGGGAAGGAAGAAACCAAUAUGAAAGAGCUUUUGGCAUUUCAUCUAAAGACCCUUUUGGAGCAAUGUACAGAUCAGAAGAAGAAAUGCUGAAAUUCAUGGCUGGCCAGAACUCAGUAUGGAGUAUAUGUGGCAAAGAUGUUCUUACUGCAUUUGACCUUUCCCCUUUCACGCAGAUCUAUGACCUGGGAGGAGGUGGAGGAGCUUUGGCCCGGGAGUGUGUUUCUUUGUACCCAAAUUCCAUGGUCACAAUUUAUGACCUGCCCAAAGUCGUGCAAGUGGCCAAGGAGCAAUUUAUUCCCCCUGAGGAGCGUCGGAUCGCUUUCCAUGAAGGAGACUUCUUUAAUGAUUCAAUUCCAGAAGCUGAACUGUAUAUUUUAUCCAAGAUACUGCAUGAUUGGGAAGACGACAAAUGCAGGCAGCUGCUGGCAAAAGUCCACAAGGCUUGCAAACCUGGCGGUGGAGUGCUGCUGGUUGAAUCGCUUCUGAAUGAAGAUAAAAGUGGGCCUUUAGAAACCCAACUGUAUUCGAUGAAUAUGUUGGUCCAGACAGAAGGAAAAGAGCGAACAGCAGCAGAGUACAGCAAGCUCCUCGAGGCAGCUGGCUUCGGAGAGGUUCAAGUCAAGAGGACUGGAAAACUCUAUGACGCUGUUUUUGGAAGGAAAUAA
Molecule: messenger RNA, 1041 nt
Organism: Gavia stellata (red-throated loon)
Lineage: Eukaryota; Metazoa; Chordata; Aves; Gaviiformes; Gaviidae
Gene: ASMT
Product: acetylserotonin O-methyltransferase
Exons: 8
Coding region: 1-1041 (346 amino acids)
Biological process (GO): melatonin biosynthetic process; methylation
Molecular function (GO): acetylserotonin O-methyltransferase activity
Source: RefSeq, a predicted model, not a curated record